CGGCCAGUCAGUCAGUCAUAGAUCUGCCGCCGCGCUAAUCGGACGUAACAUUCUCGACGGGAUCGAAUCCUGAACGUGCCCACCAGAGUUCAUCACUUGGGUUCACAGAAACUGAUAACGGGUGUGUACGGUGGCGCUAGCCGGUGCUGAUAAGGGACUCAGAAAGUGUGAUUCGAAGACCCUUGAUGGUGAUGGUGUCCCUUCGGGUGGGACUGAUUGUGCUAGUGCUGGGCCAGUGCUGCUGGGCUUGCAGCAAGGUUCCGGUGUUCAAUGGUCGUGCGGUCGGCAAGGAGAAGAAACCCGGCGAUAACGGAUAUCGGCUUGCGGUGCGCAACGAACCCAGCGGCUACGAACCGGGCAAGAUCUAUAAUUUGUUUCUGGUCGGUUCCCGGACCCACGUGAAGCUCCAGCAGUUUACGCAUUUCAUGCUGACGGCUCAGGCCACCACGGGAACAGCCAAAAAUGCUCGCACUGUCAUUGCCGGUCCCAAGCGGGUCGGUCGGUUCCAGCUGUUCAGCGAUUCGCUUACCAAAUUCUACGACCACUGUGUCAACACGGUAACCCAGGCGGAUGACUUCCCCAAAACGGAGAUUCAGGUGAUGUGGGUGGCACCGGCCAGCGGAUCCGGAUGCGUUAGUUUGUCGGCCAUGGUUUUCGAGGGGGAGGACUCGUGGUACUCGGACGAGGGCUCGCUAACGAAGGUGCUCUGCGAAAUCAAACCGGACCCGACGGUGGUCAAAGGCGAAUGCUGCGCGUGCGAUGAAGCUAAGUAUAACUUUGUUUUCGAGGGAAUCUGGUCCAACGAGACGCACCCGAAAGAUUUUCCAUUCGCCGUCUGGUUAACUCACUUUUCCGAUGUCAUUGGUGCUUCACAUGAUACAAAUUUCUCAUUUUGGGGUGAAAAUCAUAUUGCCACCGAUGGAUUCCGAUCACUGGCUGAGUGGGGAUCAAUUCGUCAACUGGAACAAGAGCUGAGAGCGAAGGGGCCACGACUGAGGACAUUGAUCAAAGCUGCUGGUCUGUGGUAUCCGAGGGUGAAUUCGAAUACGACCUCAAAUUUCCGGGUUGACAGAAAGCAUCACAAGGUUUCUUUGGCGUCCAUGUUUGGCCCGUCGCCUGAUUGGGUGGUUGGAGUCAGCGGGUUGGACCUAUGCAGUGAAGACUGUACUUGGGUGGAGUCGUUGGAUAUUGAUCUGUAUCCAUGGGACGCUGGUACCGACAGUGGUAUUAGCUAUAUGUCUGCGAAUGCUGAAACUCAGCCAAGAGAAAGAAUGACGCGUAUCACAACACUAUAUCCAGAGGAUCCCCGAGCCCCGUUCUAUAAUUCAAGAUCGAAGGAUAUGAUUCCAUUGGCAAGGGUUUACUUCCGUCGAGAGAAGGUCAUACAUGGAAACUGUGACGACGAGUUUCUUCAGUCGCAAGUACUGGAACUCGCGGAGAACACCGAGGAGGCCAGCAGGCCAGAGUGUGAGACAACAGGUUACAGUGAAUGGACGCCAUGCUCGGUCACUUGUGGAAAAGGGAUCCACAUGAGGACUAGAGAGUAUCUUAAACCGGAGCAGGCAGCUCGAUUCCAGUGCAAUAGACAACUAAUUUCGAAAGAGAUGUGCGUAGCGGAUAUUCCAGAAUGUCCUGAGCGUUCCGAGUCCGAAGACAGCUCGGAGGAUAUUCGUAAGAUUGCUGCUGCUGUGGAUGAUAAUGGUGAAGGCAUUGGCGUGUGUCAGACCACGAGGUGGAGCGAAUGGUCGGAAUGUUCGGCUACUUGCGGAAUUGGAGUCAGUAUGAGAACUCGGACCUUCAUAAAUCAUGUGGGACGAAAGAAGUGUCCACAUAUCAGUGUUGUUGAAAAGGAGAAAUGCAUGAAACCGGAGUGCUCACUUUUGGACGUAGAAGUUCCGGAUUCGAUGUGCCCAACUACUGUUUGGAGUGACUGGAGUCCGUGCAGUGCGACAUGUGGAAAAGGAGUCAGAAUCCGUACUCGUCUCCUCUUGGUUGGUCCAGACCUGCAAGAGAAAUGUUCUCAGAGGUUAGAGCUGAACCAACAAAGACCGUGUUCGGAGAAGGCCGAUUGUUCAAUCGAUUUAUCCACUGCAAGAGAAAUCUGUGUUCUACCUCCGGAAUCUGGACCGUGUCGGGGCAAAUACCAACGAUUUGCGUAUGAUGGCGAACGGGACACUUGUGUUCCGUUCUUCUAUGGUGGCUGUCGAGGAAAUCGUAACAAUUUCCUAACGAAUGAGGACUGCCUUCAGACAUGUCGAACUACUAAAGAAUACAGCCAUUCAACCGUUGGACCGCUACGCUACGGACAAGAUCUAGUGGGGGGACUACCGGUAGAUUGCGUUCUAUCCGACUGGACGGAGUGGAGCUCAUGCAGUGUGACUUGCGGAACGGGUCGAUCGGAGCGCUACCGUAACGUGGUGGUUCCAGCGCAAAAUGGCGGUCAACCAUGCCCCAAUAGACAAGUGAAGCGGCGCAAAUGCUCCGGGCCACCGUGUUAGGAUGGAGAGAUUACCUAUAUUUUAGGUUAUUUUUCGGUCGUCCAGACCGAUUCUUUAAUACUUCGUUUGCUCGGUGACUGAAUAACCUGUUAUUCAACUUGUCAUAACUUGUUCUACUAGUUAAUACUAUACAAUUCAAUUCCUUCACUGUCCAUGUCAUCGAAGUCAAAUAUUUUUUACAAGCGCGUAGAAAGAACAUAGUAGUAAACACUGAUGUAAAACCAUAGUAAAACUACUAAUAGUAACAUUAGUAAAAUACAUUUUGUUUCAAAUACUCAAAUUGAAUCUCGUCGAAGAAUACUUAGUUUCCUAUUGGAUAUUUUAUAUGAGAUUUGAGUUGUUAUAUAAAUAAAUGAUUGAAUACA
This is a messenger RNA of Armigeres subalbatus, 2863 nucleotides long. It is a transcript of the gene fat-spondin, whose product is annotated as spondin-1. Lineage: Eukaryota; Metazoa; Arthropoda; Insecta; Diptera; Culicidae. Gene Ontology annotation, molecular function: serine-type endopeptidase inhibitor activity. Gene Ontology annotation, cellular component: extracellular matrix. The coding region runs from base 186 to 2498 and encodes 770 amino acids. The record is from RefSeq and is a predicted model, not a curated record. Gene Ontology annotation, biological process: cell adhesion. The transcript has 5 exons.